AUGCCUAAAGCUACUACACCAAAGGCCGCAGGUGUCAGGCGGCACAAUCCUCUCGAGGACGACUUGGUCGCAACCGGCCUGCUGCGUAACAAGGCGCCGAAGCGCAAAUCCAAGGAUGGCGACGCCGACGAGGAGCACUAUGUCGAUGCGAAGGCGUCCAAGCAGAUCCUCCAGCUAGGACGAGAGCUGAUGGAAGAGAACGAUGCGGCACCGCCGAGACCGCCUACCGAGUCCAAUGCUUUCGGUUUUGAUUCAAGGUUCGACCAGGAGGGCGAGACCGAGGAACCUUUCGGCGACGACGAUGCCGCUUGGGGAGAGGAGGAAGAGGAGGUUGAGGAGAUCGAAGUAGAGCCCGAAGAUUUGGAGAUGUACAACAAGUUCCUGCCCACCGACGAAGACCCACUGCUCAAGCAUGGAUGGCCAGGACAGGAAGAGCAGAACGCCGCGGCAGCAGGAGGUAUGAAUCUGGCUGAUAUCAUCUUGGCCAAGAUCGCAGCACAUGAAACUGGUCAGGACGCCAGCGCGGAAGCAGGCCCUGUCGAUGAGGACUACGAAUUGCCUCCCAAGGUGGUUGAGGUAUACACAAAAAUCGGCUUGAUUCUAUCUCGCUACAAGAGCGGAAAGCUCCCCAAGCCGUUCAAGAUCCUCCCCACGAUCCCCCACUGGGAAGAUAUCAUCCAGCUCACGAAGCCCGAGGACUGGACUCCAAACGCCGUUUACGAGGCUACUCGCAUCUUCGUCUCAUCGAACCCGGCCGUUGUCCAACGAUUCUUAGAGAUGAUUGUUCUCGACAGAGUUCGGGAGGACAUUUACGAGAAUAAGAAGCUCAACGUCCACUUCUUCAACGCCUUGAAGAAGGCCCUGUACAAGCCUGCCUCCUUUUUCAAGGGCUUCCUCUUUCCCCUUGUGGCAAGCGGAACGUGCACACUUCUCGAAGCUCGCAUCAUCUCGGCAGUUCUGGUGCGAAUCCAUAUUCCGGUCCUGCACUCGGCCGCCGCUAUCAAGGGACUGUGCGACAUUGCCGCCGAGGAGGCUUCGUCUGGCACAGAGGGUGGUGGCGCAACCAACAUCCUGAUUAAAGCUUUGUUGGAGAAGCGAUACUCCCUCCCUUACCAAGUUAUCGACUCUUUGGUAUUUCAUUUCCUCCGAUUCCGAAGUCAAGACCCAGCCUCCGUGCAGCAGGGCGACGCCAUGGACACCAGCGGCGAGCGGGCUGCUACACAGGCAAAGCUCCCUGUAAUAUGGCAUCAGUGUCUUCUCAUGUUCGCUCAACGGUAUAGAAACGACAUCACAGAGGACCAGCGUGAGGCCCUUCUAGAUCUUCUCUUGUCUCAUGGUCAUCAGAAGAUUGGACCUGAGGUUAGGAGAGAGUUGCUGGCAGGUCGUGGACGUGGUGUUCCGCUGGAGCCGCAAGGGCCGGCGCUGGAUAAUGAUGAUACCAUGAUGGCUCUAGAUGGUUGA
Neoarthrinium moseri is the source of this 1461-nucleotide messenger RNA. RefSeq lists its product as uncharacterized. Gene Ontology annotation, molecular function: snoRNA binding. The transcript is spliced from 5 exons. Gene Ontology annotation, biological process: rRNA processing. NCBI's taxonomy places the organism in Eukaryota, Fungi, Ascomycota, Sordariomycetes, Amphisphaeriales, Apiosporaceae. The coding region runs from base 1 to 1461 and encodes 486 amino acids. The record is from RefSeq and is a predicted model, not a curated record. Gene Ontology annotation, cellular component: preribosome, small subunit precursor; nucleolus; cytoplasm.